UGGAAAGAAAAAGGUAAAAUCCAAGAAAUUCCCGCUAAAAUAGGAGAUUAUGAGUAUCUACAAGCUGGAUUUGAUAAUAUUACCCUGGAAGAAAUGCUCAAAGAUGUUUUUCUCAUCAAUCAAACUAAUGAACUGCUGAUCAAAAAAGAAAAAGAAGCUAAGUCUGAUUUAGAAAAAAAGAAAAAAGAAUUAGAAGAAAAGACUACUCUUCUAGAAAAAAAAGUUAUUGAGUUAGAACAAACUAAUCAAGA
Messenger RNA from Paraglomus occultum, 251 nucleotides. NCBI's taxonomy places the organism in Eukaryota, Fungi, Glomeromycota, Glomeromycetes, Paraglomerales, Paraglomeraceae. The record is from the annotation of a GenBank genome assembly.